Messenger RNA from Girardinichthys multiradiatus, 1898 nucleotides. RefSeq names its product homeobox protein OTX2-like. Gene Ontology annotation, biological process: regulation of transcription by RNA polymerase II; multicellular organism development. The transcript has 3 exons. Gene Ontology annotation, cellular component: nucleus. Bases 998 to 1888 code for a protein of 296 amino acids. Gene Ontology annotation, molecular function: DNA-binding transcription factor activity, RNA polymerase II-specific; RNA polymerase II cis-regulatory region sequence-specific DNA binding. The record is from RefSeq and is a predicted model, not a curated record. NCBI's taxonomy places the organism in Eukaryota, Metazoa, Chordata, Actinopteri, Cyprinodontiformes, Goodeidae.
UAAUUAUGUUUUGUUUUUUUUUGUCUCGAUUUCCAAUUGAUCCUGUAAAAUAUAUAUAUUUUUUAAAAGCUGCACAUGACAGGAAAAUUCGCACGUUUCCUACCCGAAGAUGAAUAGUGAUCAAUCUCCGCGUUUGUAUAGAUUAACUGCUCCUCUCUAAUCAACACCUCUCCAAAGUGUCACCUUUCAAAUCUAAUUACCGGGAGCAAUUCGUUAGAUAGAGGAUGAGGACGAUGCGCCAGAACCCCCACUGGAAGAUCUUCGAGUUUCAAACUUUUUCCUAACGUUUUCAGUCAGUUUUCAAUGUAAAUCUUCAAGGUUUUUUUUAUUUUUUUAUUAAGGAAACAGACAAUAUCACCCAAAUAUAGAAAUACAGAUGCUGAUGUGUGGUUAAAUACUUCAGUUUGCAGCCUCAUUGUUUGUUCCCUUAAAGUCUUUUGUUAUCAGCAUUACUUAUCAGUCAACACUGGGCUUUGUUUCUGCAAAUGGCCCCCCGAUCAGCUGUCUAUUUAGCUUCGUCCCCAACCUGUGGAUGUAUAUGCUAAUUGGGUGCUCAGUCGGGGCGCAUUUUAACGACAAUGUUUUGUUUUUUUGGUGGCGCAAGAAAAGGAGGAGCGGGUGGGAGAGAUUUUUAGGCGGAGUUAUAGAAGCUGUUAGCGUGAUGGUUGGGAGGGGGGUUUGAUGGCGUAAACGCCUGUCAGCCAGACAGAGCAUCUUCAGUCCAGUGGGAACAGCGGGGGGUCUCCAUUCGGCUUUAAGAGCCCCGCGAGUUGGAGGACGCCCACUUUUUUUGAAACUCGCCGCUGUGCGGAAAGGCUGCGCGUAAAGACAGGCGGACGUUGGCUGCUCUGAGUUUUCUUAAUAUUUUCUUCGUAAUUUGUAUAUUUUCCUUCAGAUUCAUCUGGAUCAUUUAAGAAUUGCCAGGGGGGGGACAAAAGUUUUGCGCCCUUUUCUUUACUACUUUUUUGGAUCGGGGGUAUCUGCACCGGACGCAAGCAUGAUGUCCUAUUUGAAGCAACCGCCGUACACGGUGAACGGACUGAGCCUAUCUACCUCAGGGGUGGACUUACUGCAUCCUUCAGUGGGAUACCAAGCGACCCCUCGCAAACAGAGGAGGGAGAGGACCACCUUCACCCGGGCCCAGCUCGAUGUGCUGGAGAACUUGUUCGCUAAGACCCGCUACCCUGACAUUUUCAUGAGGGAAGAAGUGGCCUUAAAGAUCAACCUUCCUGAAUCCAGAGUGCAAGUCUGGUUCAAAAACAGGCGAGCCAAACAUCGCCAGCAGGCCCAGCAGACCCAGACUGGCGUGCAGAAUAAGUCUGUCAGCAGGCCGGUGAAAAAGAAAGGCUCUCCGGUAAGAGAGGCCAGCUCUGAGAGCGGAGCCAGUGGCCAGUUCACGCCGCCCUCCAGCACCCCCAUCCCGGCUGUAAGCAGCAGCAGCAGCAGUGCGGCGCCUGUCUCCAUCUGGAGCCCGGCAUCCAUCUCCCCGCUCUCCGACCCGCUGUCCACAACCUCCUCCUCCUCCUCCUGCAUGCAGCGCUCAUACCCGAUGACCUACACCCAGGCAACGGGCUACAACCAGGGCUACACGGGUUCCUCGUCCUACUUCACCGGGAUGGACUGCGGCUCCUACCUGUCACCCAUGCACCACCAGCUGUCCGCCGCGGGCUCCGCCAUGAGCCCUAUGGGCGGCAGCGGGGUGUCCAGCCACUUGAGUCCGGCGUCUUCGCUAUCCUCGUCGGCGUACGGAGCGGCUGGGCUCGGCUUUACCGGCGCCGCGGACUGUCUGGACUAUAAGGACCAAACUGCAUCCUCAUGGAAGCUAAAUUUCAAUUCGGACUGUUUGGAUUAUAAAGACCAAGCAGCUUGGAAAUUUCAAGUGUUGUGAGGGAAGAAAU